Rattus norvegicus (Norway rat) is the source of this 12576-nucleotide messenger RNA. It is a transcript of the gene Igf1r, whose product is annotated as insulin-like growth factor 1 receptor. Gene Ontology annotation, biological process: positive regulation of phosphatidylinositol 3-kinase/protein kinase B signal transduction; cell surface receptor protein tyrosine kinase signaling pathway; positive regulation of cell cycle process. The record is from RefSeq and is a predicted model, not a curated record. Gene Ontology annotation, cellular component: membrane; T-tubule; plasma membrane. Lineage: Eukaryota; Metazoa; Chordata; Mammalia; Rodentia; Muridae. Gene Ontology annotation, molecular function: protein kinase activity; protein tyrosine kinase activity; ATP binding.
CGGCGCGGGUGGAGGCGCGGGGGGCGGUGCCUCCUGGGCCCGGCUCCCCACGCCCGCGCUCCGCUCCACACGUCCCUGCGAUCCCGAACUCCGGCUCUUGGCGACUGCCGAAUCGGGGCCCGGCCCUCGGCGCGCCGGGACUGCGGCUGUAGCCGCUUGGAGUGUGCGCGCGGGCACGUGUGCGCGGCCCCGAGAGCGCGCGCGUAGAGCCCCCAGUGUGUGGCGGCGGCGGCGCGGUGAGGCUGAGGUUCUUGUUUACCAGCAUUAACUCCGCUGAGCGGAAAAAAAGGAGGAGGGGGAACCGAGGAGGAGCGAGCGCACCGGGCGAACUCGAGAGAGGCGAGCGACAGGGAAGCCGCCAGCGAGCCUAUCCCGGCGCGCCCGGCGCUCGCAGACCCUCGGCCCCGCUCCUUGGACCCUCCACGCCUCUCCCGUGCCUGCAAGAGCUCCACGGCACGCGGCGUGCUCGGCUUUGACCUUCAGCGAGCCGGAGCCCCCGCGCACGGAGUCGGCGGCGGGCGGGGGCCGACGCGGGGCGGCGGGAGCGCUGAGCGCUGCGCGGCCGCCGCUUUGUGUGUCCUGGAUUUGGAUUUGGGAAGGAGCUCGCGGCGGCGGCGCUGAGGGAGGAGGCGGCGGCGAGCGGAGCCCAGAGGAGGAGGAGGAGCCGGAGGAGGGGGAACCGCUCAUUCAUUUCCACUCAGCAUUUCUGCCCCUCGCCGGCCUCGCCCGCGCCCGGGACUUCGGACCAGUCUCGCCAACUGCGUCGGGCUCUCCCGCCGCGUAGGCUCGGGUGGUCGUUCCCUCCGGGAAUCGGGGGCGUUUGUCCCCGCCUGCGGCGAUUUGGGCUUUGCUCCUCUUUCUGUACAGUUUUCCUCCCUCUUCUGCAUCUCUGGGUUUGCAAAUGGAGGCCGACGACACCGACAGCCCGCCCCGGCGCGCCCCGGCUUCCCUACUCCGCCGCCCCGUGGGCCGCUGCUGCCGGCGCUGAGGGGCCGCCCCGCGCCACCCUCCCUGUCCACGCCGCUUUCCGAGGAUCUUCGCUCUUGUUUUUGGACGAGAGUGAGGACUGAGUUGAAGACUUUUUUCUUUUUUUUUUCUUUUCUUUUCUUUUCUUUUCUUUUUUUUUUUGAGAAAAGGGAAUUUUGUCCCAAAUAAAAGGAAUGAAGUCUGGCUCCGGAGGAGGGUCCCCGACCUCGCUGUGGGGGCUCGUGUUUCUCUCCGCCGCGCUCUCGCUCUGGCCGACGAGUGGAGAAAUUUGUGGGCCCGGCAUUGACAUCCGCAACGACUAUCAGCAGCUGAAGCGCCUGGAAAACUGCACGGUGAUCGAGGGCUUCCUCCACAUCCUGCUCAUCUCCAAGGCCGAGGACUACCGAAGCUACCGCUUCCCCAAGCUCACGGUCAUCACCGAGUACUUGCUGCUGUUUCGAGUGGCCGGCCUCGAGAGCCUGGGAGACCUCUUCCCGAACCUCACAGUCAUCCGUGGCUGGAAACUCUUCUACAAUUACGCACUGGUCAUCUUCGAGAUGACCAAUCUCAAGGAUAUUGGGCUUUAUAAUCUGAGGAACAUUACUCGGGGGGCCAUCAGGAUUGAGAAAAACGCUGACCUCUGUUACCUCUCCACCAUAGACUGGUCUCUCAUCUUGGAUGCGGUGUCCAAUAACUACAUUGUGGGGAACAAGCCCCCAAAGGAAUGUGGGGACCUGUGUCCAGGGACCUUGGAGGAGAAGCCCAUGUGUGAGAAGACCACCAUCAACAAUGAGUACAACUACCGCUGCUGGACCACAAAUCGCUGCCAGAAAAUGUGCCCAAGUGUGUGUGGGAAGCGAGCCUGCACCGAGAACAAUGAGUGCUGCCACCCGGAGUGCCUAGGCAGCUGCCACACACCGGACGACAACACAACCUGCGUGGCCUGCCGACACUACUACUACAAAGGCGUGUGCGUGCCUGCCUGCCCGCCUGGCACCUACAGGUUCGAGGGCUGGCGCUGUGUGGACCGGGAUUUCUGCGCCAACAUCCCCAACGCCGAGAGCAGUGACUCAGAUGGCUUCGUCAUCCACGAUGGCGAGUGCAUGCAGGAGUGUCCAUCAGGCUUCAUCCGCAACAGCACCCAGAGCAUGUACUGUAUCCCCUGUGAAGGCCCCUGCCCCAAGGUCUGCGGCGAUGAAGAAAAGAAAACGAAAACCAUCGAUUCUGUGACGUCUGCCCAGAUGCUCCAAGGGUGCACCAUUUUGAAGGGCAAUCUGCUUAUUAACAUCCGGCGAGGCAAUAACAUUGCCUCGGAAUUGGAGAACUUCAUGGGGCUCAUCGAGGUGGUGACUGGCUACGUGAAGAUCCGCCAUUCCCAUGCCUUGGUCUCCUUGUCCUUCCUGAAGAACCUUCGUCUCAUCUUAGGAGAGGAGCAGCUAGAAGGGAACUACUCCUUCUAUGUCCUGGACAACCAGAACUUGCAGCAGCUGUGGGACUGGAACCACCGGAACCUGACCGUCAGGUCAGGGAAAAUGUACUUCGCUUUCAAUCCCAAGCUGUGUGUCUCUGAAAUUUACCGGAUGGAGGAGGUGACAGGAACAAAGGGACGGCAGAGCAAAGGAGACAUAAACACCAGGAACAACGGAGAGCGAGCUUCCUGUGAAAGUGAUGUUCUCCGUUUCACCUCCACCACCACCUGGAAGAACCGCAUCAUCAUAACGUGGCACCGGUACCGGCCGCCGGACUACCGGGAUCUCAUCAGUUUCACAGUCUACUACAAGGAGGCACCCUUUAAAAACGUCACGGAAUACGACGGGCAGGAUGCCUGUGGCUCCAACAGCUGGAACAUGGUGGACGUGGACCUGCCUCCGAACAAGGAGGGGGAGCCUGGCAUUUUGCUGCAUGGGCUGAAGCCCUGGACCCAGUAUGCAGUCUAUGUCAAGGCUGUGACCCUCACCAUGGUGGAAAACGACCACAUCCGUGGGGCCAAAAGUGAAAUCUUGUACAUUCGCACCAACGCUUCAGUUCCUUCCAUUCCUCUAGAUGUCCUCUCGGCAUCAAACUCCUCCUCUCAGCUGAUCGUGAAGUGGAACCCCCCAACUCUGCCCAAUGGUAACUUGAGUUACUACAUUGUGAGGUGGCAGCGGCAGCCGCAGGAUGGCUAUCUGUUCCGGCACAACUACUGCUCCAAAGCAGACAAAAUACCCAUCAGAAAGUACGCCGAUGGUACCAUCGAUGUGGAGGAGGUGACAGAAAAUCCCAAGACAGAAGUGUGCGGUGGUGAUAAAGGGCCGUGCUGUGCCUGUCCUAAAACCGAAGCUGAGAAGCAGGCUGAGAAGGAGGAGGCUGAGUACCGUAAAGUCUUUGAGAAUUUCCUUCACAACUCCAUCUUUGUGCCCAGACCUGAGAGGAGGCGGAGAGAUGUCCUGCAGGUGGCUAACACCACCAUGUCCAGCCGAAGCAGGAACACCACGGUAGCUGACACCUACAAUAUCACAGACCCGGAAGAGUUCGAGACAGAAUACCCUUUCUUUGAGAGCAGAGUGGAUAACAAGGAGAGGACUGUCAUUUCCAACCUCCGGCCUUUCACUCUGUACCGUAUCGAUAUCCACAGCUGCAACCACGAGGCUGAGAAGCUGGGCUGCAGCGCCUCCAACUUUGUCUUUGCAAGAACCAUGCCAGCAGAAGGAGCAGAUGACAUUCCUGGCCCAGUGACCUGGGAGCCAAGACCUGAAAACUCCAUCUUUUUAAAGUGGCCAGAACCCGAGAACCCCAACGGAUUGAUUCUAAUGUAUGAAAUAAAAUACGGAUCGCAAGUCGAGGAUCAGCGGGAAUGUGUGUCCAGACAGGAGUACAGGAAGUAUGGAGGGGCCAAACUUAACCGUCUAAACCCAGGGAACUAUACGGCCCGGAUUCAGGCUACCUCCCUCUCUGGGAAUGGGUCGUGGACAGAUCCUGUGUUCUUCUAUGUCCCAGCCAAAACAACGUAUGAGAAUUUCAUGCAUCUGAUCAUUGCUCUGCCGGUUGCCAUCCUGCUGAUUGUGGGGGGCCUGGUAAUCAUGCUGUAUGUCUUCCAUAGAAAGAGGAAUAACAGCAGAUUGGGCAACGGGGUGCUGUACGCCUCUGUGAACCCCGAGUAUUUCAGCGCAGCUGAUGUGUACGUGCCUGAUGAAUGGGAGGUAGCUCGGGAGAAGAUCACCAUGAACCGGGAGCUCGGACAAGGGUCCUUCGGGAUGGUCUAUGAAGGAGUGGCCAAGGGCGUGGUCAAGGACGAGCCUGAAACCAGAGUGGCCAUCAAGACAGUGAAUGAGGCUGCAAGUAUGCGUGAGAGAAUUGAGUUUCUCAACGAGGCCUCAGUGAUGAAGGAGUUCAACUGUCACCAUGUGGUCCGGUUGCUGGGUGUAGUAUCCCAAGGCCAGCCCACCCUGGUCAUCAUGGAACUAAUGACACGUGGCGAUCUCAAAAGUUAUCUCCGGUCUCUAAGGCCAGAGGUGGAGCAGAAUAAUCUAGUCCUGAUUCCUCCGAGCUUAAGCAAGAUGAUCCAGAUGGCUGGAGAGAUUGCAGAUGGCAUGGCCUACCUCAAUGCCAACAAGUUCGUCCACAGAGACCUGGCUGCUCGGAACUGCAUGGUAGCUGAAGAUUUCACAGUCAAAAUUGGAGAUUUUGGUAUGACACGAGACAUCUACGAGACGGACUACUACCGGAAAGGCGGGAAGGGCUUGCUGCCUGUGCGCUGGAUGUCUCCCGAGUCCCUCAAGGAUGGCGUCUUCACCACUCAUUCCGAUGUCUGGUCCUUUGGGGUCGUCCUCUGGGAGAUCGCCACUCUGGCUGAGCAGCCGUACCAGGGCCUGUCCAACGAGCAAGUUCUUCGUUUCGUCAUGGAGGGCGGCCUUCUGGACAAGCCGGAUAACUGCCCCGAUAUGCUGUUUGAACUUAUGCGCAUGUGCUGGCAGUACAACCCCAAGAUGCGGCCCUCCUUCCUGGAGAUCAUCGGAAGCAUCAAGGAUGAGAUGGAGCCCAGUUUCCAGGAGGUCUCCUUCUACUACAGCGAGGAGAACAAGCCUCCAGAGCCGGAGGAGCUGGAGAUGGAGCUGGAGCUGGAGCCCGAGAACAUGGAGAGCGUCCCGCUGGACCCUUCGGCCUCCUCAGCCUCCCUGCCUCUGCCUGAAAGACACUCAGGACACAAGGCUGAGAACGGCCCUGGCGUGCUGGUUCUCCGUGCCAGUUUUGAUGAGAGACAGCCUUACGCUCACAUGAAUGGGGGACGCGCCAACGAGAGGGCCUUGCCUCUGCCCCAGUCCUCAACCUGCUGAUCCUCGGACCCCGAAGCACGUGCAAACAGUAACGUGUGUGUGUGUGUGCGUGCGUGCGUGUGUGCUCACUCGGUGGGCGGAGGGGGGAGCAGGUUGUAACAAUCUAUUCACAAGCCUCCUGUAUCUCAGUGGAUCUUCAGAACUGCCCUUGCUGCCCACGGGAGUCGGCUUCUCUGCAGUAAACACACUUGGGACCUUCCUUUUUUCAAUAUGCAAGCAGCUUUUUUUAUUUCCCUACCCAAACCCUUAACUGACAUGGGCCUCUGCAAACCUUAAUGACAGCUCUUAAUAGCAACAGGACACUCGAGAAUUGAGUCUCCUCAUUCUCUGCCUUUUCUCUCUUCUGCCUUCCCUCUCUCUCCUCUCCCUUCCCACUUCCAGGCUCUCCUCUCUUUUCUCCGCUUCCCAGUGGAAAGCCCAGCGGGGAAGCCUUUAUUUAUUUUUUUUUAAAUCAAAUUGACUUAAUGGCUGCCCUGGGGCUCCUCAUCACACCUGCCUGACACCAUAGGUCUUUACAAAAAAGAAAGGAAAAAAAAAAAAAAGGAAAAAAAAAAUCACACACUGAGAUGGAAUUUUUUUAACUGUACCUUUAACCUUUUUUAGGGUCAUCCAAAAAUUUAAAAGGGCCAUUGUUCAUCUGUGGUUAUCAUUUUCACGCUGCCAUUUUUGCCAAAAUCCUGUCUUCGGUUUGGUUUCUCUCUCACAUGCGUGUUCUCCCUGCGCUGAUUUCCUUUUGUCCAGAGGCAUGGGAAGAAACGUGGAGUCUGGUUGAUAAUACCACUUGCGAGACACGCCGUCAUCGAGGCCUCCACUGUGCCCGGUGUGCUCUCCUAGCCCACGUCCCCUGGGUCUGUUUAGGAGAACUGGACAAGAUGGAAUCCGCCCUCCUUGAAGAAGGGGAAAGUGGAACUGGUUCUCGACCCCUACCCCACCCACAGCCCCCCAAGAUUUCUGGAGGAAAUGGCCAUGGGCAAGGCUGAAGGUCAGGUUGUGGGUCAAGGUGGUCCUCAUACCAGCCUCGUCCCCCUUCCCAGCCUCCCUCCUGGCAUCCCCGAAGGCCACAAGAUGUAAAAGGGUUGCAGGGACUCGGCCCAGGUACUGGUCCAGAUGUGUGAGGAAGGGACUCAGACACACAGCAGUAUGGAGCAGCCCAGGCAGUGGCUCCCAGCAGUCUACGCUUUGACAUGGUCUGUUACUAGGACUUCUUCAUGGGUCUCUCAGUUCUAUGUUAGACCCUGAAACAUUUGCAUACGCAUCGUCUUUAAUGUCAGUUUUAUAACUUUUUUACAGUUCAGAUAUACAUCUAUACGUCUGUACAGGAAAAAAAAAGCUGCUAUUUUUUUUUUUGUUGUUGUUGUUCUUUAUCUUUGUGGAUUUAAUCUAUGAAACUUUCAGGUCUACCCUUCUUCCUUUCCAAGCUCACUCCAAGAAACUCCCUAUGCUUACUAGAGUGUGGUUUUUCUUCCUCUUCUCCCGCAACUGAUGCUUCUAGGACAUAAUUUGCCAUGAACUGUUUGAUGCCUUUUUAUAAAUAUAUCUCCCUUCCCCUGCUCCCUGAAGCCCCGUUCAUUAUCCUCUAACCCAUAGGCUCUGUGAGCACAGUCGCUGUUAAGGGAGUGGGGAGGAUGGGAGGCCAGAGCCCACGUACUCCUGGGCCCUGCUCUCUCUUUUCUGCACCUCCCGGCACACAGCGUUGGAGUCUGUUACAGUACAUGGCAUGCCACAAACUCAGGUCAGAAACAACAUGGUUAAAAAAUCUCACACAUCCUGGUUUAGUGUUUCCAGUCCCCACUGUUGAAAGUCACACUUUGCUUUCUCUCUUUGCUUUGAUUGACACACACACACACAUACAACACACACACACACAUACAACACACACACACACAUACAACACACACACACACACACAUCAAUUUUGGGAUACAAUAGCAGUUUUAACUGCAGACGGUAGUCAUUGGAUUAUUUUUGUUUUAAAAUGAAUAUUUGAUCUUCUACAAAAAAACAAAACAGAAAACAGCUGCUGAGUCCCCAGGGCACAGCAGAGCUGGCCCAGUGGCCCAUCGGCCACCUUGCCAUCUCCUUCACUAGACUGACCCACCUGUCUUUAGAACCAACAUGUCUGAAGGGGUGGCCUCCACAUGAAGUGGGUGUAAGGCACCAACACCCCAUGGCCAGGAACAGCAACUUCAACUUCUGUGGGUUCUAAAGCCCACUCCUGGGUCAGAAGGCCCAAGUGACAGGAGGAGCAGAGAUGACCCUGCGGUGGCCCUAGGGCCCUUUGCUGUUCCUCCUUAACCAGAAUCCCAGCUCUCUGGGCCUGUGGGUCCUGCUCUGUUUAGUUUUUAGCACUUCUUACCAGAGUAGUGACAGCAUGAGAGACACUUCUGGGUGGGAAUAUUUAAAUCAGGAGUAAAAGAAACGUUGGAAGAUGAUGAUUGCAGUUGUGACUGGAGAUUAGACACAGAAAAGAAAGCGUGGAGCUCCGGGCUUGUCUGCAUUUUCAGGCUCACGGCUCUCCCUAGCGUCUGCCCCACGGUGUUUCCCCGUAACAGAAAUAGAGAAAAGGAGGAGGGGGAAAAGCUUAUGAAGAAGGUAUUUCAUGUAGGAGUUGUAAUUUAUUUUGUGAUGCCUGUUUUAAUCACUGUAGAGAAGCCCCCCAUUAUGAAUUUAAAUGCUAAGGAAAAGGUGUAUGUAUCUCUGUGUAUGUGUGUAUUAGAUGGGACAGUUUUUGUUUUGGGGGGUGUUUUGUUUUUCAAACAUUUAUCUACCUCACUCUUGUUUUUCGUGUGUGUGUGUGUGUGUGUGUGUGUGUGUGUGUGUGUGUGUGUGUGUGUGUGUGUAAAAUACAUCUCACACUUCUCAGUACCUGACAGUAGGCCAAUGACACUGGUAACCUCAUCCACUCUAUAGGCCACAUACCCAGGGGAAGCAGAGGGGCUAGGCUGGAUUCUGGGGUCAAAGCAACACUAACUCAAAUCAGCCUCUUCCCGAUCUAUCCCCAAAAGCCCACCUUUCCUAGGGCAACUUUGGUCUUUCACCUCACCUGAUUCCCUACUUUGAACCCAGCAACCACCAUGAGCACAGAGCAUGCCAGUGGAGGGGGUCACCUGCCCAUCUCAGCUGGCUGACUUUGGAACAGAACUUUAUACAGAUUGAAUGACUGACAGAUUCUAUCCCUAAGAGAGCAGGUACUCCCAGGUUUUGAGGGCAGGAGGCACCCACACAUAGGUUGUCUGAGAGUCCCAAUGUGUGCACAUGUAAGGGUGCCCUGUUGGCCCCUCAGCUGCUCCUCUGAGACCUGCACCCGCGGCAGGGGCAUGCCACCAUUGCUCUCUUUGCAUCAGUUCCUCUUAGAGGUACAACAGUCAGGGAGCUCUCCUCUCACCCUCUGCUUCUGACAGAAGGCCAGUAUAAUAAAGGGGGCAAGACAAAGCCUGCGCCCCCUGCAGGCUGCUGUCCUUCCCUCCUCCUCCCCCCUCACCCCGCCCCCCCAGGGCUAAACAAGGACUGACCAAAUCUUGAGGCUGGAAGGCCAGUGGUUGGCACCUAGCCUUCCCUGUGCUCUGCCUCUGUCCACCCCAUCCAUCUGCUGCUCACGGGUGGACAGUGCACUCCUCAACUCCAGCAGCUGCUCUCACAGGCCCUGGGGACUUUAGCUGAGAAACAUGGUGGCUGAUCUUUUCCCCACAGUGUGGAGAACUGCCUAACAGUUCAGUUAAGCUCAGGGGCCUUUGCCUCCUGCCAGAAUGCUGCCUUCUCUGGGUUCCAAGAUGCUCACAGGGUCACUGGGAGAAACUGUUUGAUCAGGGUUUUCUUCUACACUGUGGGUGACUUCUCUGGUAUAGUGGCCUCUCCUCUCUUGCACAUACCUGCCGGUUUUCCACAACUGGAUUUCUACAGCUCACUCAAUUGAUUUUUAAGGAUUUUUCUUUUUCUUAUUUUUAAAACUGUCCGAGUUGUUGGUGUCCUUUUGUUUUGCGUGGGUGUUUUGUUUUUUUUUUUUUCUUUAAGUAGAGAGACGGCACUAACGGUGUAGUGUCCAUCAUAGCAAAUGCUCCAAAAAUACUUCAGUAAAAGAAAAAGUCAGCUUGUGUGAGGGUGCAGUCAUCCUGCUGGAUCGACCCACCCUGACCGUUGCAAGGCAUCAUAUCCACAGUUCUAGCCUGAUCUCACGCUGGUGUUCCCCGCCUCUUCCUGAUUUUUCUCCUUAUGUGCUUCAAGUAAUCUUUCCAAGCUGAGUUGUGGCCUUUUUCACGCACCCCCCUCCUCUGAUAGGAGCUCACACUGCUUGAAGUAACACGAACCACUGAGGCACAGCAUGCAGGCGACGCAAGUGUUCAGGUGUUCCCCACACACACACAACCCUUCCUGAAUCGCGGAGUCGAACCUGAGCUGUGCGAGGCCCACGCUUCCCCCACCUCCUUUCAGGAAUGCCCUAACAUUGGAUUCAUAGUUGGGGAUGAGGCUUCCUCCUUGAGAUAUAAAAGACUGUUCAAGGCCAUCACUGGUCUCUCCUGCCUGCCUGUUUUCUUUAGGACUCGGGACAAUUCAAUGGUGGGAAAAGCAGCUUCAUAAAACAGAAGGGUGAUCAUCGUGGGAUGAGCAGAUGGCGGAGUGGUACACGGGAGUGUUUCUAGGGGGCCUGACAGAUGAGCUCUGUCUGUGUGAUGCCAGUUGUAAGUCUGAGCUCCCGGAGCCUGGCCCUUAGGAGCCCACCUAUGUUGGCAAUGGCCGUACCUGAGGCAAGCAAGUGGUGCUGGCAAGGUCACGCUGAGCUCACAUGGGUGAGAAGUCCGGGAUGCUUACCCAAGGUCCUCAGUUGUCGUUGUUGGGUCCUCUUGAGAGUGGCCACACAGUGCUAAAGGCAACUCCCUUCUUAAACAUUGGCAUCCUGCAGGAGACAGGACCACCCCAUCCCAGUGCUUCAGCCCAUUUUAGCAGUAAUGAAUUUACGGUUUGGAUUCUUUUGUUUUGUUUUUAAUGUUACUUUUAUGUCUGUCUGAUGCCUUUUCAUUUCCUGGGCUAAGCAGUUGCAUUGGGAAACCUGGACCAGAGAGAUUCACUCCUUAAGAACCAGUGAUGGUCAAAUCUUAUCACUCCACUUUGAAGUAGGUGGAGGUUCAAAUGAGAACUUCAAGACAGGAUGUUUGUUUAAAAUUGAACCCCUCUUGCCAGAGAUGCUGAAGUUACAGACCUUGGACAGGCCAGGGGUCUUUGCUUUGGGUCUCCAACUUGGAUGGCCAGUUGGCAAUUUAGAGGGACGAACAUUCUGUGAUGGGAUGGCAGAGUGAUUGAGGGUGCAGUAGGAAACUAUGGUAACCGGCAUCAUGACGAGACAGGAAUUGCUGACAGAGGGGUAAAGGGCCUGGAAGAAGCAUGGACCACAUCUGGACCUGAUGGUUCCUGAAGGUGUCAGGACCACACGGAGGCUGUGGAGUCAUCUGUGGGCUUUUGGUGUCAGAUAAGAAACUCGGCAUCCUGCUCUGGGGACUUCUCCAAGAGCUAAGCCACAUGCUGAAGAACUCGGACGCCAUCACGCUCAUCAGAUGAGUGGUCAGUCUGGGGCAUGACGUUAGGGAUUUGAUUUCUCUUAUUUCUGUGAGAGCUUCAUAAUCACUGAUUUGUGUGUCCACAUUUGUGUCCGCAUCUUUCCAUUACUCAUUAUCGUGUCCAAUAGGGCUUCUAAGUCCAGUAGAUUACGGGUAGUCGUUGACGAAGAUCUGGUUUACAAGAACUAAUUAAAUGUUUCAUUGCAUUUUUGUAAGAACAUAGAAUAAUUUUAUAAAAUGUUUGUAGUUUAUAAUUGCCGAAAUAAUUUAAAAACACCUUUUUUUCCUCUCCGUGUGCAAAAAAAUAUGUGUUUGUGGUCUUUUUUUUUCCCUUUGUUUUCUUUUUUCUUUUUCUUUUCUUUGUUUUUUUUUUUGACACUUGUUUACUAGCUAGCUUUACAAUAUGCCAAAAAUAAAAAAUAAAAAAUUUUUAAAAAAUUAAUUAAUUAAAAAAAUUCUCCCCGGGACCCAAAUUGUGGUUCGCCCCUUUCCCAUAUGCUUUCUGCUCUAGUUUGUAAAAAAUAAAAAUUUUUAAAAAAAAUUAAAACAAAACAAAAAAAAAGACAAAAGGAAUGCCAGUGGUUUAAAAAGUACUUCUGAAUUCUUCAGUAUCUUGGUCUUGGAACCCUGUGCUGGGGAAUGGAAUUAUCUGUUACUUACUGUUCCCGGUGGAGUAUAGCCGCCUAAACAGAUAGAACGAACCAAGAAUCUCGCUGGCCAUGGAAGUAGUGGGUGUGUUGCCACCCAGCAAGAGAUGGCACUCACUGGUGACAUCUGGCUGGUGUGGCUGAUUCUAGUCUUGCAACACGGUGGAGAUGGGAGGGUUUCAGGACACUUGAGAGGCUUCACAGUGGUCACAUGAUUCUGUUGUGCAGGCCAUGGGCACAUGUGCCUCAGGCCCUAAUGAAAGCUGUGCCUACCUGUAUUUAAUGCCGAACGCUGAAGGUCCAUUUUUUUUUUAACCAAUACAGAACAAACUGGUAACAAAAACCACAGCGUGUGCCCCCUCAUCCCCCCCCCCUGUUUUUUAGAAUUAAAAUCCAUGUCCUUUGGCUCCCUGUGCAUUAUUGGCCGUGUCUCUAUGGUUCCACAAGACACCGUUGUUGAGAACAUCUGGAACUUUCUAACACUACAGGAGAAAGGUCUAGGAACCGUCGGUGGGUUUGGUAUGGUUUUUUCAGUUUCUUGUGGAUUUCAGGCAGUGUGCAGACACAGUACCCAGGCACGGGUGCCUGCCGGUGGCAUCCCCUGUCUGCUUCCUAAGCCAGUGAGGUUGAGGUGAGAACUUUGCCAGAGCUUAUCUACCUCUGGGAUUUUAAAAAAUAAUAAAUAAAUAAAGUCAAAUCAGAAAGCGGGACGGAACAGAUGCAUCGUCAAUAAUGCAUUUCUGAGUUUUCUUGUUAAAUUUUUUCUUAAAAAAGAAAAAAAAGUCUAAAAAAGAUAAAUAUGGCCAAUUUGUUACAUAAAAUAACUUUCUGUGUGUAAAUUAUUCCUAAAAAAAAAAAAACCCUCUGUUUAUAUAUAAAAAAAAAUCAGUAGAUGAAAAAAAAUUCAAUGUUUUUGUAUAUUCUGUUGUAAGAAUUUAUUCCUGUUGCGGCAACAUACUCGGGACUCUUUACAUUAUGAAAAAAAGAAACUUUGUCUAUUUUGAAUGGCUGAAGCUAAGGCCACUUGAGUCUAUUACUCUGCUUUUUUCUAGUAGUUAAAGUACCACAUGAAUUAAGUUAAAUAAAAGAAUUCUGUAUGCA